This is a messenger RNA of Diplodia corticola, 2049 nucleotides long. Its product is annotated as sh3 domain protein. The record is from RefSeq and is a predicted model, not a curated record. Gene Ontology annotation, molecular function: protein binding. The transcript has 2 exons. NCBI's taxonomy places the organism in Eukaryota, Fungi, Ascomycota, Dothideomycetes, Botryosphaeriales, Botryosphaeriaceae. The coding region runs from base 1 to 2049 and encodes 682 amino acids.
AUGCCGGCCCACCACUUCCACGCCCGCCAUCCUCACCCCCAGCCGGACCACCCCGGCAUGGAAUUGGACGAGCGCGAUGCCAGCCCCGAGCUGAAGACGGUCAUCUCCGUCGUCUACUACACGGCGCCCAAGACCUUCGAUGGCCCCGCCGUUUAUGUCACCGACUCACCCAGCGAGGCUUCCGCUACUGAGGACUCCGUCAACGUUGCAGCGAACACUGCCGAAGCCACCAGCGCCACCAGCGACGAAGAUGCAACCAGUACCAAGGCGACCGCUAAGAGCACCGGCACCACGCUUGCUACACAGACACGGGCGUCGGCCUCCAGGACCACUGAGGAUGCCUCCAGCUCUGCCUCGUCCAGCUCUGCCUCGUCGCAGCUCACCUCUUCCGCCGGCAUGUCAAGCUCGGCCUCAAUCAAGAUCUCCCAGGCCACCGCUUCCAUCUCGUCUGUUGCUGCCGCCGCUGCCAGCGCCUCCAGCACCUCUUCGUCAAGUUCCUCUUCUGACAGCGGUGUUUCAAGCGGUGCCAAGGCCGGUAUGGCUUUUGCAGUCAUUUGCUUCAUUGCGCUUGUCGCCUUCCUGGUAUUCUUCUGGAGGAAGAGGCAGCAGGAUCACAAGAAGGUUCAGCAGGCUGCUAUGAACGAGAAGUACGAUGAGAAGAGCGUCCCUCCGCAGGCCAGCAACCCCUUCAACGAUCCUCCCAUCUCGUUCCCUGUUGCCGCCUUGAAGAACGAGAGCAGGAACAGCACCAGCUCUGGAAGACCUGGCACUGCUGCAUCCCGUGCACCCAGUGUCAAGGCCGUCAAGACUCCAGGCAACGCUCCCCGCCUGAGUCUGCGCCCGAUGAGCCAGUUCAAGCCAAUCUCCAAGGGCGAGGGUGAUAUUCUGGACACGCCUGUUGGUGUUAGCCCUUGGGAGAAGCGCGGUGCUGCCAAUGCUGCCAACGAUCCCAGCAAUCCUUUCGGCAACCAUGCCGAAGUCGAUACUGCUACCGCUCGUGAUGCCGUUGAACUCGGUCCCGAACUUGGUACCCCGACGACUCCGCUCACCCCGGCUCUUGAAUUCCCCUUCCCGGCAACAGCCAAGAUCGCGCCCACAUCUGCUCCCACGUCUGCUCCCACUUCGGCUCCUACUUCGGCUCCCACGUCUGCGCCUACCUCGGCCCCGCCGCCGGCUCUUCGCUCAGUCAUUCCGAAACCUAUCAACACUACUUCUAACAUGACUGACUCCACUGCGGCUGGUGGUGCCCAGGGCCCCAAUCCUUUUGCUGACAAGGACGUUCCGAUGUCCCCUGGUCCCGCUCCUACCGGUGCUCUCCCGGCUGCCCCUGGUGCCAAUGGUAAAGCUUACGCUGUGCACCGCUGCCACAUGGACUUCACGCCGUCUAUGGCCGACGAACUUGGUGUCAAGAACGGUCAAUUGGUCAGGAUCAUGCACGAGUACGACGAUGGAUGGGCUCUCUGCCAGAAGAUGGAUGGUUCCUCGCAGGGUGUCGUGCCGCGGUCCUGCUUGUCUAAGCAGUGCCUCAAGCCUCGUCCCGGUCCUCCCACUGGCAGUCCUCCCGGCGCUCGUGCUCGUGCCGCUUCUAAUGCUAGCUCCAUCAACGCUCCCGCCCAUGGCCAGCCUCGUCCUCUGUCUCCUGCUACCGGUCGCAACUCUCCUGGUCCCCAGCGUCUGCCACCUCAAGGGCCUCCUCCGCAGAGUCCGCUCCCGCAGAGUCCCCCGCAGGGUCGCGCGCGCGCCGGAAGCAAUGCCUCCUUCGCUGGUCAGCCCCGUCCGAUGUCGCCCGCCGGUGGUCGCAACUCCCCUGGUCCUCGUGCCAUGUCGCCCAUGAACCCAACCGGUGCUCGUGAGAGGUCUCAGAGCAACGCUUCUUUCUCUGCACCUCGUCCUCAGUUCGCCCAGGAUGCCAAGCGCCCUCGCUCGAGCUCUACCGGUGCGGCCGGCCGCGGAAACGCCCCUGGCCCGAGCCCUCUCGCCCCUGCCCCGGCUCCGGUUCUGGCUGUGGAUACCCCUCAGCGCAAGCCCGUUCCCGGACAGGCCAUGUGA